This is a messenger RNA of Tilletiaria anomala UBC 951, 1402 nucleotides long. RefSeq lists its product as uncharacterized. Bases 71 to 1219 code for a protein of 382 amino acids. The transcript has a single exon. NCBI's taxonomy places the organism in Eukaryota, Fungi, Basidiomycota, Exobasidiomycetes, Georgefischeriales, Tilletiariaceae. The record is from RefSeq and is a predicted model, not a curated record.
CGUCCUGCGAAGCUCGCUCUCGUAUCGCAGCUCCAUCGACUUUUCCAUCGAAGACCUUUCACAACUACAGAUGGACCGGGAGCGCGCGUUGGAAGAAAGGAUAAUGGCUGAUGAAGAUUACUUUCGGUUCAAGCCGACCGUCGAGCAGAAAAGGCUCAGUCGUGGUGGUUCUCUCGAAAAGAAGCCAAAGCAAUCCGUGCAGCGCGACGAGGGAAUGCCGGAAGAGGGCUUCCAGCUGGUUCGUCGCUCAUUGCCCUCUGUCGCACCAUCUAGUCCAUCUCCGACCGGGACGACCAGCUCGCCGGCCCAUGCGCCGGCUUCCCCAUCCCCGUCAUCUGGCAGUCUCAAGCGACUGCCCAGUAUCAGCAGCUUGCAGCAAGCCGUGUCUGUUUCUUCUACAUUUUCUUCCUCGCCCAGCUCGCGACCACCAGCUGGACUUUCAAGCCUACGGGGACCAGUAACCGUUGCAACACCGCCGUCUGGUGGAUCGCACGUCACGCCCCCUUUACAACCUCCCACACUUGCAGCUAUGAUGUCGGGCUGUCCGGAACCAGCUUUUCUAGCAUACGGUCGGCGGCAAAGUAGCACAGCCUCAAUCAGCAGUGCCGGCGGUGCUGGCUCACUCAGCACGAGUAUCGGUAAUCCGCGAAUCAGACGACUGAGCAAUCUAAGCGCAGAGCGAAUGAGCCCCUCUCCAGGCAGUGCUGGCGAUACUUCUCCGUCAUCACCAGCGCGGUCCCAUGUACCCUUGCGACCAGCUCCUGCGAUGGUGCCGAGCUAUGGUUCCUUCAGCCCUUCGACGCCCUCGCCCUUGGCGCAGCAGCUUUCCAUGCAAGGUGAUGCUGAAAGCUCCUCCCUUCGCAGAGGAUUCCGGCACACUCCGAGCACAUGCAGCGCUACAGGGUCGAUCGGCCGACAAUCGCUAUUGCAUGCUUCAAAGCUCCCUAUGGGCGAGUUUCCAAGCCUACGAGUCGUUUUUUCUGGCUACUCUUCCUCUUCACGCGCCUCAGCCUCGAUCACAAAUCUCAGCAAGGCUGCUUCAGGUAUCCUGUCCGCACCUGCAUCCGUUCCUGGUGCUUCCUCGAACAGGCCCAUUCCAACCGUUGGUCCUCGAGCCAUCCUGCGGACUCCUUCGAUUCCACCAGAACACUUGUCGCGAGAAAGGCGCCUUCGCACGUCCAGUUCUUUGGAAUCAGAUUCCGAUGCGCUUGUGAGUUAAGCUGUUCUACUCGCUGGAGUUUGUGGUGUGCAGCUGAUCUUUCCUUGCAUGAUCCAGGGCCUUUCGCUGGAUGAGGAUAUCGACAGCCUUGUGCGGUUGAUCGAUUCUCGUCCCUUAGUGGGUACAGAGCGGGCCGAGCCUGGCAGCAAACGGUCGUUGUCAUCACCGGCGUCAUUCCAGCCG